AUGGGACAUGCGGCCAUGGCACGCACGUCUCUGGCAUCGUCGCCGGUCGAUCACCUGAGUGGUCAAGGCAAGCCUGAUUCCAUCAGUGAUUGCCCACACGUUCAUGGCAAGAUCCAGGUGAUGGCAAAGGUGGUGGGAACGACAGUGCCCAAGGUCCCCAGCUCUACUCGAUCGUGCCCACGGUGCGGUUACAGUUCAAAUGACGUAGAGAUCCACCCACGGAAGGUGCGGCGCCAUCUUCCCAAGCAAGUUCCCCGAGUGAGUCGUGGGUCGUAG
Molecule: messenger RNA, 276 nt
Organism: Aphanomyces astaci
Lineage: Eukaryota; Oomycota; Saprolegniomycetes; Saprolegniales; Verrucalvaceae
Exons: 3
Coding region: 1-276 (91 amino acids)
Source: RefSeq, a predicted model, not a curated record